Molecule: messenger RNA, 3331 nt
Organism: Tachysurus vachellii
Lineage: Eukaryota; Metazoa; Chordata; Actinopteri; Siluriformes; Bagridae
Gene: cop1
Product: COP1 E3 ubiquitin ligase
Exons: 20
Coding region: 293-2365 (690 amino acids)
Biological process (GO): proteasome-mediated ubiquitin-dependent protein catabolic process
Molecular function (GO): protein binding; ubiquitin protein ligase activity
Source: RefSeq, a predicted model, not a curated record
AACAAAAACGCUUCAGAUUGUCAACAAGCGCUCUGGUUUGGUUGCGCGCUCAGUUACCACCUUUAAUGACAGUUCUGCACUGAACGCGUUAAACCAGUACAAGUGCCGUUUCGUGGUAAAAACCAAUGUGACAAUUCAAAGCUGAGUUUUUGUGUUAACUGACUUCAACAUAAAGCGGUUAGCUAGCUAGCAUUAGCCGCCCGGAUGCGGUGAAAUCGCCUCGGGAAGCUAACGGCAGCGCAGAUAUUUGCUACGGGCCUCGAGAAGGAGUUCAGAGACAGAGGCGUGAAAGAUGUCCGGCUGUCGGCAGCAGCAGCCCGGUGGUGCUUCGGGAUCUGUGCCGGGAACGAGCUCUGGGAGCUCCGCUAAUGCUAACAUUGUUAAUAACGGGGGAAGCAGCGCUAAUGCUAAUGGAAAUUGUAUUUCUUCACGAAGUCUCGGAUCUGGGAGCGAAACGCAGCUACUGAGACCCAGUUUAUCCGGCGCCAACCACGGCAAAAAAAGACCUCUAUAUAAUGGUCUUAUAAAUCCCUAUGAAGAUAAGAGUAAUGACUUUGUGUGUCCCAUAUGUUUCGACAUGAUCGAGGAAGCCCAUAUGACUAAAUGUGGUCACAGUUUCUGUUAUAAAUGUAUACGGCGGAGUUUAGAGGACAGCAACAGGUGCCCGAAAUGUAAUUAUAUUAUUGACAACGUAGAUCAGCUCUACCCCAACUUUUUAGUUAACGAGCUGAUCCUCAAGCAGAAACAGAGAUCCGAAGAGAAGCGACUAAAACGGGACCACCCUAAUGGAACCAAAUGGCAGUUUUUCCAAGAUGUUCUUGGCACAGAUCAGGAGCAUCUGGAUUUAGCAAACGUGAACUACAUGUUGGAACUGCUGGUGCAGAAAAAGAAGCAGCUCGAAGCGGAAUCACAAGCAGCUCAGCGUCAAAUCCUAAUGGAGUUCUUGAAAGAAGCUAGGAGGAAUAAGAGAGAGCAACUGGAACAGUUACAGAAAGAACUGAACUAUUUGGAAGAGGAUAUAAAAAGCGUUCAGGAUAUGAGUGGGCUGUACUCACCAGUUAUGGAUAUAGACUCCAAUUUGGACAGCACGGUUCCCCAGUUGUGUCCCGGAGAUGCACAUUCUCCUGCACCCAGCAGUAGCAUGAUUGAACCCACAGAGUAUAUCCAGCCUCCCCAGUUCGGCGGAAACUCACAGGGUAAAAGACAGACAUCGUACAACAGCACGCUGGCCUCUCGGAGAAAGAGGUUAACGGCACACUUUGAGGACCUGGAACAGUGCUACUUUUCCAACAGGAUGUCACGAAUCACAGACGACAGCAGAACUGUUAACCAGCUGGACGACUUCAUGGAGUGUCUCUCCAAAUUCACACGUUACAACUCUGUACGUCCUCUGGCCACUCUCUCAUAUGCAAGCGACCUUUACAAUGGUUCUAGUAUUGUUUCUAGCAUUGAGUUUGACCGUGACUGUGAUUAUUUCGCCAUUGCCGGUGUUACCAAGAAAAUUAAAGUGUUUGAGUAUGGAACAGUGAUCCAGGAUGCUGUAGACAUUCAUUAUCCUGUCAACGAAAUGACGUGCAACUCCAAAAUAAGCUGUAUCAGCUGGAGUAGCUACCACAAGAACCUGCUGGCGAGCAGUGACUAUGAGGGAACAGUGAUUCUUUGGGAUGGCUUUACAGGGCAGAGGUCAAAGGUUUAUCAGGAGCACGAAAAGAGAUGUUGGAGUGUAGAUUUCAACCUCAUGGAUCCUAAACUUUUGGCUUCAGGCUCAGAUGAUGCAAAAGUGAAGUUGUGGUCAACUAACCUGGAUAACUCGGUUGCCAGCAUUGAAGCCAAGGCCAAUGUGUGUUGUGUCAAAUUCAGCCCAACAUCUAGGUAUCACCUCGCAUUUGGCUGUGCAGACCACUGUGUCCACUACUAUGAUUUGCGGAACACUAAGCAACCCAUCAUGGUCUUCAAGGGUCACCGGAAGGCAGUGUCCUAUGCCAAGUUUGUCAAUGGAGAAGAGAUUGUGUCUGCCUCCACAGACAGCCAGCUAAAGCUAUGGAAUGUGAACAAGCCCCACUGCUUGCGUUCUUUCAAAGGCCACAUUAAUGAGAAGAACUUUGUAGGUUUGGCCUCCAAUGGUGACUAUGUAGCAUGUGGAAGUGAGAACAACUCCCUAUAUCUGUACUACAAAGGGCUCUCCAAAACUUUGCUGACCUUCAAGUUUGACACUGUGAAGAGCGUUCUAGACAAGGACAAGAAGGAAGACGACACUAACGAGUUUGUUAGUGCCGUAUGUUGGCGGGCUUUACCAGACGGGGAGUCUAAUGUACUUAUUGCAGCCAACAGUCAAGGAACAAUCAAGGUACUUGAACUGAUUUGAAGGUCUACUAGAAACAAUCAUCAGAUCCUUUUGUCAAACCUGGGGAAUAUUUCUAAUGAAAUGUGACUAAGCACAAAAGGAGGAAAACAAAGAAAAAACCCUGGAUUUGGAUACUCAUGUUUUCAAAAAAACACGUGUGUUCCAGUACCGUUUGAGACCAAGAAAAGAUGCAGACAUUUUUGUGGAAAAGUAAAGGAUGACUCUUCGAUUAAAAGUCUCUUUUAAUUCAGUAAAAUGCUGAAUUAAAGGCAUUAAUAAAGACUGAGCCUUUAGUAGGGGCGAAUGUGACGCAUUUUAGAGCUAUGUGAGUACAAAGCCAAAGCACAAGACCAGAACACAAUGAAAUGCUUUUUGUUGUAAAAAAAAAAAAAUCAAUCGCUCAAUCAAUCUUUUGAGCCUUUAGUAUCCAUAUACUCUUUUCAUUUGAUACAGUGUCUAUGAAAUGUCUAUAAAUUUUCCACUCCGGUUGACUGAUGCCGCUGGACUCUCCAAAAAAAUACUGGGCCUUCUUCAGUUUAUAUGUUGCUUAUGUCACGGGACCUCGAGACUUGGCUGCCUAAUGCAAAUAAGGCAGAUUUCCUUAAAAUGCUUUGUGGAAAAGAAGAUACUAAACUGAUUUUUAACUUUAAUGUCAUUAGUUGCCAUGACUUCCUUAUUCUUUUCCCCCUAGUGGUCAUAAUUUUGUCUAAUCUAGGGAUGAAUAAGGUGUUAUGAUGACACUAUGUAUUCUCUAUUGGGAUUAUUUAACAGUCACCCAAAAACAUUGCUGCUCUUUUUAUCAUUAAAUUUCUGUACAAGUAUUAUUUAUUUUUGUAAUUUAUAGAAACUUUGUGAACUUCACACCCAAUUAUAGUGUGUAGGUUUUUUGGAGCUUGGACUUCUGUUGCGUCCCAAUAAUUCCCUUUUUGUGUAUGCAUUCUAUGAUUUUAACCCAUUCAUUUGAAUGAAUAAAUGAUUCUCUUUGCA